Messenger RNA from Salvia hispanica, 1183 nucleotides. NCBI's taxonomy places the organism in Eukaryota, Viridiplantae, Streptophyta, Magnoliopsida, Lamiales, Lamiaceae. The record is from RefSeq and is a predicted model, not a curated record.
AAUUAUUUAUUUUCUUCAUAUAUUGAUAAUUUGGUUAUGAUGAAGGAAGAUUUGUUCACAAAUCUGCCGGAAGAGAUGACGAGAGAGAUCUUGAGAAGAGUCCCGAUUAAAAGCCUUUUCAGUUGCAGGUGUGUUUGUAAAUCAUGGCGCGAUUUGAUAGAAGAGCCUGAGUUUCUGUCCUCGUAUUCUCCGAAACCAUGCAUCGCUUCCUCUUAUAAAAACAUGUACACAAUCUACGAUGACGAGGCCUGCGAGCCACUUCUCCGAUUCCGCAUGAACCCUCCUCCCACUGUUUCUGAAAAGGUCUGUCAUGGUUUUGAAAUUGAUUCAAUUGAUGGUUUGCUUUUGUUAAGGGAUGUAAGCACUUAUGCUUAUUGCAUAUGCAAUCCAAUGACUCGGGAAUAUAUCGUGCUUCCUAGUGUGGCUAAGCAUAGCCCUAGAGGCUACAACUACUCUAUACAUGGAUUAGGAGUGAGCAAAAUAAGUGGGCAGUAUAAGAUUUUAUGUUGCAGAGUAUCUCGUAGGUCUUAUAAAUGUUAUGUAUACACUCUGGGAGGAGGAGGGUCGUGGAGAAUCAUCUCCGCAACAACACCAGGCCUCCCUGAACGGCAUAUUUUUAACAAAGCUGUAUUUUGUAACGGAAAUCUUCACUGGUUGGCAUCUAAUUCUGAUUUUGAAGAGAAACAAAUCAUUUGUUGCUUUGAUCUUGAAUCCGAGCUCCUUACCAAUUUUUCCAUUCCUCCUCGUGUCUAUGAUAGCGACAUAAAGUUAACAUAUCGAUUAUGUAUUUUGGAGGGCCGACUGUGUUUAUACCCUUAUAUAUGUGGCCUUAUAGAUGUUGGCAUUUGGUGGAUGGAUAAGUAUGGAGAUGAGAAUUCCUGGGUAAAAGUAUAUAACUUCCACGAACCACGGGGUAAAAAUGGAAUCAUUUCUUUUCUGAAAGUGUUGGAAAAUGGUGACUUGUUGUUCGCAAUUGAUUAUGAUCGUCUCCUAUUCAUCUACUCCAAAAGUACAAAAGAUGUCAUGCUAUUUAGUCAUCCUCUUCCUUAUCCUUAUGGUCAGUACAAUAUCACCACUUAUACUCCAAGCUUUCUUUCGCUCAAAGCUAUGGGGAUUCAACAUGUUCAGUCACUAGAUUUGCAUCGUAGCUAUUGAGAAUCACAUUGUUUAUUCAGUCACUAGA